This is a messenger RNA of Poeciliopsis prolifica (blackstripe livebearer), 2970 nucleotides long. RefSeq names its product L3MBTL histone methyl-lysine binding protein 2 (gene l3mbtl2). NCBI's taxonomy places the organism in Eukaryota, Metazoa, Chordata, Actinopteri, Cyprinodontiformes, Poeciliidae. The record is from RefSeq and is a predicted model, not a curated record. The transcript is spliced from 18 exons. Gene Ontology annotation, molecular function: zinc ion binding. Gene Ontology annotation, biological process: regulation of DNA-templated transcription. Bases 230 to 2707 code for a protein of 825 amino acids. Gene Ontology annotation, cellular component: nucleus.
CUGUCACAAGAAGAAGAAAAAGAAGAAGAAGCUGUCACUACUCUACAUAUAUUUUGCUUCCAAAGAUGUCGAACAGCUCAUGUGUGAACAUGCUACAUGUUACACAUCUCUAAACCAUGUUUGGACAUUACUAGACACAGGAAGUAGCAAUUGAAGCUCACAUGUGGAAAAGCCCAAAACCCCGCCACUAAACCCAGGCCCGUGCGUGAAUCUCAGCGUUAUCUUGACGAUGCCCUACCACUGCGUGGCCUACGGAUGUGGCAAAACUGUCGAAGACGGGGUGACUUUGUUUCGGUUCCCAAAGGAUCCGGAUGAGUUCCGCAAGUGGGAGAAGCAGGUUCAGAGGACCCGCGUGAAGUGGGCGGCCACAAGCUUCUCUCACCUCUGCAACGAGCACUUUGGCAAAGAGUACUUUGAGGACAAGGUGCCUUCCGGGACGCUGAAGCUGAGGCCGGGAGCGGCUCCCACGGUGUUCGUCCGGCCACACUGCUCCUCCUGCGGGGGAGUGGGCUGCAGACGGUGCCUGCCAUCCAUCCAGCGCCGCGCCUCCGCAGCAGAAACAACAGAGCGCAAGAGUAAUGGAGAGCACAAAGGAAAGGAGGAUGACGACAAGAGCAUUCGCAAAGAAGAAUGUUUGCCAAAAGUACGGGUGAUCAGGAGGGAAAAAGCAAGGAGUGAUGGACCACUGAUUUGUGAGAUGUGUGGAACGACCGGCAGUUUCAGCACCUUCUUUUCAAAGUCAAAGCGUUUUUGCAGCUUGUCCUGUUCCCGCUCUUAUUCAUCCAACUCCAAGAAGUCGUCCAUACUGGCACGUCUGCAGGGGCGACCACCCUCAAAAAAAGCUACAGUUUUGAACAGAAUGAACAAAACCUCUGCUACUGCAGGAGUAGAAGCACAUUCAGUGUUCGACUGGGGCUCCUACCUGACGACUGAAGCAGCGCUGGCUGCUCCCGUCUCCAGCUUCGCUCAUGCUCCACUCAGCUCUGACUGGGACGAUGUGGUCGUCGGGAUGAAGGUGGAGGUCCUCAACACCAACGCUGUCUUGUCCAAUAAAGUCUACUGGAUUGCUACUGUUCUUCAGGUCGCAGGAUACAAAGCUCUGCUUCGAUACGAAGGCUACGAACACGACAGCAGCCACGACUUCUGGUGCAGCAUCGUGUCGGGGGAGCUGAACCCGAUCGGAUGGUGCUCCAUGACCAGCAAGCUGCUGGUGCCGCCACGGGAUGCGAAGAACAUCUCCGACUGGAAAUUGUACCUGAUGAAGAAGCUGGUGGGCUCCACCACUCUGCCCGUCGACUUCUACAUGAAGCUGGCGGAGAGCAUGAAGCCCCCGUUCAGGGCCGGCACACGCAUGGAGGUGGUGGACCCCAAACACGUGAGCCGCACCCGCCUGGCGGUCGUCGACGCCGUCGUCGGCGGCCGUCUCCGGCUGGUGUACGCGGACCAGAGCGACGUCCCCGACAAUGUGGUCUUCGACUUCUGGUGCCACAUGUGGAGUCCUCUUGUCCACCCGCUGGGCUGGUCCAAGUCCGUGGGUCACACCAUUAAAGCAUAUGGAAGCAAUAUGGAUGCUUCAAGCAACCCAAAGGGAAACGGUGACAAUAUCUUCCAAAGCCUCUGUAAAAAGCCCAGGUUCGUCUACAUGGGGGAGGGAUUCUUUGAGGAGGGAAUGAAGCUGGAAGCGAUUGAUCCUCUAAAUCUGGGAAACAUCUGUGUGGCCACUGUUCACAAGGUGCUGCUGGACGGUUACCUCAUGGUGGGCAUCGACGGGACGGAGCAGAACAACGGCGCCGACUGGUUCUGCUACCAUGCCUCCUCCCACGCCAUACUGCCCAUCAACUUCUGUAAAAGGAACGACAUCACCCUCACCGUGCCCCGAGGUUCUGAUCCUCAGACUUUCACCUGGGACAAAUAUCUGCAGGAGACUAAAGCAACGGCUGCACCAGCGCGACUGUUUAACACUGACAACCCGGGUCACGGUUUCUCCCCCAACAUGAAGCUGGAGGCCGCGGACCUGAUGGAGCCGCGGCUGGUGUGCGUCGCCACGGUGAAGCGCUGCGUGGGCCGCCUUCUGCUGAUCCACUUCGACGGCUGGGAGGACGAGUUCGACCAGUGGGUGGACCACCAGUCCCCGGACAUCUACCCGGUCGGAUGGUGCGAGCUGGUGGGCUUCCAGCUGCAGCCGCCUCCAGGACUGGCACAUUUGACUGAAAACCAUUUGGCGCAGUACAAGAAGCCCAAACCCAUCGUACACGGCAGAAAGAGAAGGAGGUACGGGAGGAAGCGGACGAUCCAGGAACAAACGAGCGGCGCCUCUAGCGAGCUGCCAGAAAGUUCCCAGAGUAGCCAGCCGGAGAUCCCAGCCAUCAAAACGGAGGCAGAGGAACAAGAGAUCGUCCCGGUCCAGGUGAAAGCGGAGGAGAUGGAGACUCCUAUUGAGAGUCCUCACAAGACUCAGGAGGCGUCUCUGAGACCCAUAAAGCAGGAGAAGACGGAGCAGCAGACGGAGUCGACGCAACCCAGGCGAGAGGAGGUCGGAUCUCCAAAGGAAAACUUCAGAGGAAUUACUGUUCAGAGUGAAAACAAAAGCAAAGAUCAAGAAGGCUUGGAGGCCGGGAGUCGAGAAAACGACAGCAGCCAGGAUGAGACGUGGGAGAGCAACACUGAGCAGGACCGGGCUGGAGAAACAGAAGACAUAGAUGUAUGAGAGGGAGAGAUUUUAACGGACAAUGAAACCCUCGCAAGUUUAGAACAAAAUAUAGUUUUGACAAAUAUGUAAAUGUCAAUCAUAGCAUGUAGAGUUUAGGAACUACCUCACUUUACAGACCAUGUUAAAAGCAUGAUGGAUAACUUUGGCUGUAAUGACAAAGUUUUUUAUUUUCUUCUGGUUUCCGUUGUCUUCUGCAGAUCACUUUUGUCUAAAGUCUGUAAAUAAACCAGCUGAUUCGCUCUCGUCCUUUGUGAAAGUUA